AGCACAUGAUAACAUUUUGCGACUUAUUUGCCGGGAUAUCCAUCAACAGGAUGGGUUGCAACGAUGACGGCUGGCCCGACGUUAGAUGAUUUGUGGGACGAUUGGAAGCCAACGGAGCAAACAGCGCUCGAUUUUUUGUUGGAUCAAGAUGGAACGGAAGACCAAGAAGAUGAUGACGAUGACGAUGACGAGUGGAAUCCCGUAUGUCAAGGUGCUGCAGUCGGGCAUGACGAAAAUGGUCAUGCAAAAGAUGUAGCAAACAAUGACGCAGAGGAAGACGAGGAGGAGGAUUCAGACAGUGACUGGGCACCAGAGGUGCAAGGUGCAGCCAAUGUGGAGAAAUCUGAAAAGGAGGCAUUGAAAGUCCUGUUGCAACCAAAUUUUGUGAAAGAAAAGUCUCCGGAGUCCUUGCAGAACCAAAAAGAAGCGGAUGCGGCGGGCCGAAUGCUUCAUGAGCUGCGAAGGCCUCCGACUUGGGAGGAGGUGAAGUCGGAGAUGCCGCGAGGUCCCGAGGUUGACCCCGAUCUCUUGGAAACCCCAUCCUACCGAGACAUGUCACAGGAGGAGGCUCUGGAUCUGGUGCGCAGAGGUGCCACGGUGAAUUUUCAAGGUCAACAUGGGCGAACACCUCUGCACAAGGCGGCCGAGAAGGCGUUUCCAGUGUUGAUCAAGGCUCUUUGUGAAGCUAGGGCAGAUCCUGAUAGCCGAGAUCACUUUGGUGAGACACCCCUGCACGUUAUCGCAAAGUCAGGGAGCUUGGAUGAAAACAUUUCCAAGUCGCGGAGAUGUGAAGCCAUUCAAAUGCUGCUGAUGCAGGGCGCCGAUGUGCAUGCGGUGAACCCUCGGGGCCGUGGUGUGCUGCAUCUGGCAGUGACUGAACAUGAUCUCCCAGCCAUUGAGACACUGAUCGAGGGCAUGGCCGAUGUGAAUGCGCAAGAUCUGGCAGGCUUCACACCUCUAAUGUGGGCUUCUGGUAGAGAUAGCGCAGAUGGUGUUAAGAUGCUCUUGGAUUGCGAGGCUGACUUGGCAGUGAAAGCUGCGCGGGGUCAAACUGCGAUGACCUUUGCGUUGACCAACGGCUGCAACGCCAUUAUGGAUAUCUUGGAUAAGCACCAAGCGAUUCUCGACGCGGAAGAGGCCCGGAGAAUCAAGGAGAAAGGCGAAGGAUGCCAUGGAGCUGAGGAGGAGGAAUGGACUGAGACUUUGCAGCUUCCAAAGCCUGACUGGGCCUGCAAGCAUGAGAAGCCUGCGAACAUGGAACCCUAUGCAGGGCGCAGGAUCUAUGCAGAAGCCAAGCCCGACAGGCACUCCAAUGUGUACGUGGGCGCCAUGCAGCGCGCAUGAGCCCGUCAGAGUUGCGGUGCUGUGGACGAACUCCGUUGCGGUGCCCG
Molecule: messenger RNA, 1391 nt
Organism: Cladocopium goreaui
Lineage: Eukaryota; Dinophyceae; Suessiales; Symbiodiniaceae
Source: the annotation of a GenBank genome assembly